AUGAAUGUUGGAACAGACACAAUAAAUAGUAGAGAUGCUGCAGUUGAAGAGUUUAGAAAACUUCGUAAAAGGAGUGAAAAUAAAUCUGAACAAAUACUAUAUGGAGUCACAUUAAUUAAAGAAUUGAGAGGAGGUGGAACUAAGCCUGUACUUAUCACUAAAAUUAUUGCUUCUAGCAAUGAAAGGGGAAUUAAUUCCGAAAUUUGUAUUCCCUUAGAAAGUAUUACAAACAAAUCAAAAUCAACUUAUUUAGUUUAUGUAGAAGCUAUUAAUGAUUAUGGUACCUCAGAACCAAGCAAAUCGUUUUUAAUUACUGAGGAGGGUGUAAUGCAUCCAGCAAAGUAA
Meloidogyne enterolobii is the source of this 345-nucleotide messenger RNA. The record is from the annotation of a GenBank genome assembly. NCBI's taxonomy places the organism in Eukaryota, Metazoa, Nematoda, Chromadorea, Rhabditida, Meloidogynidae.